UCCCGGCGUCCUCUCCGAAGGCGGAAAAGCGAGGAGGAGGAGCGCAGCGCGUCCGUGCCACCAGCCGACGGGGCGGCUGCUGGCCUCCAGGGCAGGGUCUCCCCCGAGCCGUGCGCCAUGGCGUCGGAGGGGCCGCGGGAGCCCGCGGGCGAGGGCAUCAAGUUGUCAGCAGAUGUCAAACCGUUUGUCCCCAAAUUUGCUGGGCUCAAUGUGGUGUGGUCAGAGUCUUCGGAAGCUCGUGUGUUCCCUAGCUGUGCAGCCCCGUAUUAUCCGUGUGCUCAGGAGCUGCCGGGGCCUGAGCAGAAACUCUAUACUGAAGAUGUGGCCUUUGGAGCUUCAGCUUUUCCACCUCAGUAUCUGUCCUCUGAGCUCGCUGUCCAUCCGUGCAGCUACUCUCCUUACCCCGUGGAGUCUACACCGCGCGUGUGCCCGGUGCCCGGUGCCCCGUAUGCUUACGGCCACCCCGGCUGUUACCGAGCAUUUCAGACCGUGAAGCCACGGAGCGAGCAGAAAAAAACGUAUGAUGAACAAAAGUUUGAUAGCAAGAAGGCUGACGGAUCUCUGCCAUCUGAUCUAAAAUCAGGUAGAGGCUCACAUCCUACUUACAUUCUCGCAGAUGCUAAUUUGAAAUCGGAUGGUUAUCACAGACGAACGGACAGGAAAUCCAGAAUCAUCGAGAAAAGUGCAUCUGCCUCCAAACCAGAGUUUGAAUUUACCAGGAUGGAUUUUCCUGAACUGCAGGGUCCAGAGAACAGGGAGAUCGCAGAGACACGGAAGCAGCCCCGGUGGGGGCCUCUGCGCUCCGCCUCAGCUGACCUCUCUCUCCUGGGAGAGGUGGGGGAACCCGCCGCGGGGACAGCAGAGAUUUUAAGAACGGCAGGGGACGCCGUAUUUAGAAAUGAAGCGAUUGCUUUCACUUUGCAACAGCAGGAAAAUGCCGGUUUGCCUUUUAGGGUGAAGGAGCGGCGAGAAGCCCGAGCGCGGCCGAGUCCGUGGCCGCCGGCGCCACAGCCGGGCCCUCCUCGUGCGCCAGAGACAUUAUCUACAGAACGGCCACCGGCCCCUAAAAACGUUACUUCCAUGAUAAACCUAAAGACGGUUGCUUCAUCAGCAGACCCCAAAAGCGCUAGUAUGUCACCCUCGGAAGUUUUCUCUGCGGACCCUUCCUGCAAAGAGAAACACGUCCACCCUACUAAAAAGUCCAAAGCGUCACAAGGUGGCGAUCCUGAGCAAAAUGAAGCCUCAAGAAAGCAUAAGAAAAAGAAAGAAAAGUCUAAGUCGAAAUACGAAGUUUUGACCAUUCAAGAGCCGCCAAGGAUUGAAGACGCCGAGGACUUUCCCAGCCUGGCUGCGGCGUCUGAGCGCAGGGACCGAGGGGCAUCUCCGCGACUUCAAUCCAGACAGCAGCCACAGAAUAAUUUUAAAAACAGUGGAAAGAAGAGCCAGGUUCCAGUACAGCUGGAUUUGGGGGGGAUGCUGGCAGCCUUGGAAAAGAAGCAGCACGCCCAGAGCGCAAGAGCGUCCUCCAAGCCGGUGGUGUUCUCGGUUGGGGCGGUGCCGGUUCUCUCCAGAGACCCCGUGUCGGGGAAGAAGGGCCACUUCAGCCAGGUGAAGACCCCACACAACCCCUUGGACUCCAGCGCCCCGCUGAUGAAGAAGGGGAAGCAGAGGGAGGUCCCCAAAGCCAAGAAGCCGACGUCGUUGAAGAAGAUUAUUUUGAAAGAACGGCAGGAGAGAAAGCAGCAGCGUCUCCAAGAAAACACCAUGAGCCCGGCUCCCGCCAGUGACGCCGCGCUGGACGGAGAGAGUGGUGGCGACGAGGCCCUGGAACAGGCCGAGCCCUCAGAGGGGACGGAGGAGUCGGCGGCCCCCGCUCCCACGGGGCAACGCAAGUCAGAAGAGCCGCCGAGAACCGAGCCCCAGAAGGAGGCGGACGGCCUCUGCCUGGUCCCCGACGGCGCUGGCUGCCCCAGGAUCCACAGCCGGAGAUUCCGGGAUUACUGCAGCCAGAUGCUGAGCAAGGAGGUGGACGCCUGCGUCACGGACCUGCUCAGAGAGCUGGUGCGCUUCCAAGACCGGAUGUACCAGAAGGAUCCGGUCAAGGCCAAGACCAAGCGCCGGCUGGUGCUGGGGCUGAGGGAGGUGCUCAAGCACCUGAAGCUCAGGAAGCUGAAGUGCAUCAUCAUCUCCCCCAACUGUGAGAAGAUUCAGUCGAAAGGCGGGCUGGACGAUACCCUGCACACCAUCAUCGGUUAUGCCUGCGAGCAGAACAUCCCUUUCGUGUUCGCUCUCAACCGCAAGGCUCUGGGGCGCAGUUUGAACAAGGCCGUCCCUGUCAGCGUGGUGGGCAUCUUCAGCUACGACGGGGCCCAGGACCAGUUCCACAGGAUGGUGGAGCUGACGAUGGCCGCCCGGCAGGCGUACAAGACCAUGCUGGAGAACGCACGCCAGGAGCUGGCGGGGGAGCCUGGGCCCCCCGCCCCGGGCAGCCCGCCCCCGCAGGGCCCCCCUGCUCCUGCCGCCGGGAGAGACGAGCCGCGCUACAUGGAAAUCUGGAGAGAACACCUGGAAGCCUACAGUCGGGGUGCCCUGGAGCUGGAGGACUCUCUGGAGGCUUCAACCUCGCAGAUGAUGAACCUGAACUUAUAGGAAGACUCCUCGGGGUGUGUUGUGUAUUUGGGGUGAGGAAGGGGGGGUGUGGAAGACUCUGGGGCCUUCUUCACAGUUCUUCUUGGCCUCAUGUAUUCUGUGUGGCUGUUCGAUUGGGAGGCGAAUCCGAGAUGUGCAUCCCGGGGACGGGCGUUCGGGUGUGCUGGCGGGAACCUUUCCAAAAAUUCUGAAGUCGUGGCUUUGGGUCUCUGAGCACGUGGAGUCUGGAAAGGACUGGACCGUGUGUGCUGCUCGGAGUUCUUUGCCGUGAAGGAACCGCCUCCGAUGUGGCAGAGCUGAGCUACGUUCGUUUGUGGAAAGAGCCGCGGGGUCACGGCCGGGCCGCUGCUCUUGGCCACUGCUCUUGGCCGCUGACCCAGCAGGGCCGAAAAGCAGUAGCCGGGCGGGGCGGGGCCGCUUUUGAGGCAGGGGACUUGCUGGGGACCUGGCUUUCUGGCUGGAAGAUGUGGGGAUACUUGGAGGAUUUGCUAAAAUGAGCCUCAGAGGGAAAAUUGGUUCUUUAAUCUGUGACCUCUUGAUAUGGAUUAUUCCUUUUUGUCUUUAUUUUUCAAAGAAGCGAUGUAUAUUGAAGUUCCUAAAUUUCAGUUUUGAUAAUCUACAAAUCCUUUCUUUCUCUCGUAAACGAACGUAUUGUGACUGUGGUUUCUGUCUGGGAGGCCAGCAGGAUGUUGCCCGCAUGCUCUCCUGUAGGAGGGCGUAUUUAUUUGGAAUAAAGACCGAUGAUUUGAGAGCCUUGCA
Messenger RNA from Neofelis nebulosa (Clouded leopard), 3408 nucleotides. It is a transcript of the gene SECISBP2, whose product is annotated as SECIS binding protein 2. Gene Ontology annotation, biological process: selenocysteine incorporation. The record is from RefSeq and is a predicted model, not a curated record. NCBI's taxonomy places the organism in Eukaryota, Metazoa, Chordata, Mammalia, Carnivora, Felidae. Gene Ontology annotation, molecular function: selenocysteine insertion sequence binding; ribonucleoprotein complex binding; mRNA 3'-UTR binding. Gene Ontology annotation, cellular component: ribonucleoprotein complex. Bases 118 to 2649 code for a protein of 843 amino acids. The transcript has 17 exons.